AUGAGUGAGACCGGUUUAGAAACUGCAGCCAUGCAGGAAAAAGGCUCAGAACUGCAAACCACUGAGCUCCCGCCUUCUACCUCAUCGAGCGAGAAUGAGGAAAGUAGAAGUCCUCGCAAUUGGAGCCCCUGGAAGAAGCGUCUUCUGUUCUGCUCGCUGAUGUCCAGUUCGAUUCUUUGCGAUGGCGCAAUGACAUGGGGAUCGACAUUGAUUGUCGACCAGGCCCUGGAAUGGCAUAUCACCGUUGACAAAUCGGCCACCAGCAUGAACUAUGGGAUACUGCUGCAGGGAAUCGGUGGUCUGAUUGCGAUCCCGCUGAUUGAGGCCUACGGACGCCUGCCCCUCUGGCUCUGGCCGCAAGUCAUCACUACAUUCAUGGUCCUCGGCGCAACCCUGUCCAAAAACUAUGACACUUUUACUACAUUUCGAUCUCUUCAAGGCGUCUUCGGGACUGUUCCGCAAGUUGUCGGCCUGCCUAUAAUCCAUGAUAUGUAUGACCCGAAAGAUUGGCCAUAUAUGAUCAACAUAUGGGCGAGUACCUUUUUGAUAGGCCCCUUCUUCGGCCCAGCUUUAGCCGGUUACAUCGGCGCCGGAACCGACUGGGUGAUCUCCUUCGGCAUCCUCACCCUCUUCUACGGGCUAUCCACCAUCUUGGUUCUAUUAUUCGGAUAUGAGACCUACUUCAUCAAGGGCCAAGAAUGCCAGCGCAACACACGCCUCCAGUCCUUCUUCGGCAUCAAAACUCAUAACCUCCCGACCCUCUCGACAAUCGCGUACUGGUCCAAGACUCUGGUGGUCUAUAUCUUCAAGUUUCCCUUGCUUCUAACCGGCAUCGCGACAAUGGUUAACUUUUGCUGGCCUAUCGGCAUCACGGUAACAGUCUCUACAUUCGUCGCACAGCCCCCAUACCUAUUCGACACGAUCGAAUCAUCCUCUCUCCGCUGGGCACCCAUUAUCGGCGGCCUCUCUGGCUACGCAUUCGGCCACUGGUUCAACGGCUGGAUCUACCGCUCGCGCCAGAAGACCUGGUACCCGGAGUACCGGCUGCUGGGCGCGUACUUUGCAAUCGGGACGAUGGCCUGUGGUCUUCUGACCUACGGACUCACACUGCACUACCAGAAGCACUGGGCGGGUCUUGCGUUUGGGUGGCUCAUGGUUGUUGCGGGGAUGAUUGCUUCGACUGUAUCAAUAACAGCCUACGCCCUCGAAAAAUACCCGGACCAAUCGACCGUCGUUUCAGCAAUCAUAAACGGAUGGCGCACGGCAAGCGGGUUCUCCGUCGGAUACUUCCAGCCCUCAUGGAUUGCGCGUAACGGGGUUGCGGCUGUCUUUGGGACGCAGACUGCGGUUGUUGUCGCCGUGUUGGUUUUGACCGUUACGCCGGUUAUUCUCGUUGAGGGGAGGAGGGCGAAGGCGAAGAUGGGGGUGACUGGUGCUGAGGGUGGGGUUUUGUAG
This is a messenger RNA of Aspergillus calidoustus, 1455 nucleotides long. NCBI's taxonomy places the organism in Eukaryota, Fungi, Ascomycota, Eurotiomycetes, Eurotiales, Aspergillaceae. The record is from the annotation of a GenBank genome assembly.